Messenger RNA from Odobenus rosmarus divergens (Pacific walrus), 2048 nucleotides. RefSeq names its product Rab interacting lysosomal protein-like 1 (gene RILPL1). The record is from RefSeq and is a predicted model, not a curated record. The coding region runs from base 101 to 1312 and encodes 403 amino acids. Gene Ontology annotation, biological process: cilium assembly. Gene Ontology annotation, molecular function: protein dimerization activity. Gene Ontology annotation, cellular component: ciliary basal body; cytoplasm. NCBI's taxonomy places the organism in Eukaryota, Metazoa, Chordata, Mammalia, Carnivora, Odobenidae. The transcript is spliced from 7 exons.
CGGCGGCGGGAGGUGGGCCCGGCCCGGCGCUGCCCUCGACAGCGGCAAGUUUGGGAGUUGCACUAGUUUGCGGGGUGGGGGAGAGGCCGGGCGGGGCGCCAUGGAGGAGGACCGGGGGUCGUCGCUGGCGGCCGAGUCGGCGCUGGAGAAGAACGUGGCGGAGCUGACCGUCAUGGACGUGUACGACAUCGCGUCGCUCGUGGGCCACGAGUUCGAGCGGGUCAUCGACCAGCACGGCUGCGAGGCCAUCGCGCGCCUCAUGCCCAAGGUCGUGCGUGUCCUGGAGAUCCUGGAGGUGCUGGUCAGCCGCCACCACGUCGCGCCUGAGCUGGACGAGCUGCGCCUGGAGCUGGACCGCCUGCGUCUGGAGAGGAUGGACCGCAUCGAGAAGGAGCGCAAGCACCAGAAGGAGCUGGAGCUGGUGGAGGACGUGUGGCGGGGGGAGGCGCAGGACCUCCUUUCUCAGAUCGCCCAACUGCAGGAGGAGAACAAGCAGCUCAUGACCAACCUCUCGCACAAAGAUACCAGCUUCUCUGAGGAGGAGUUCCAGAAGCACGAAGGCAUGUCAGAGCGUGAGCGGCAAGUGAUGAAGAAGCUGAAGGAGGUGGUGGACAAGCAACGCGACGAGAUCCGUGCCAAGGACAGGGAGCUCGGUCUGAAGAAUGAGGAUGUGGAGGCUCUGCAACAGCAGCAGACCCGGUUGAUGAAGAUCAACCACGACCUCCGGCAUCGUGUCACAGUGGUGGAGGCCCAGGGGAAGGCCCUGAUCGAACAGAAGGUAGAACUAGAGGCAGAUCUGCAAACCAAGGAACAGGAGAUGGGCAGCCUACGGGCAGAGCUCGGGAAGCUGCGAGAGAGGCUGCAGGGCGAACUCAGCCAGAACGGAGAGGAGGAGCCCGAGACAGAGCCGGGCGGGGAGGAGUGUGCCUCGGAGGCGGAGAAGGUGGCCAUGGAUCUCAAGGACCCCAACCGCCCCCGGUUCACGCUGCAGGAGCUGCGGGAUGUACUACACGAGAGGAACGAACUCAAGUCCAAAGUGUUUCUCUUGCAGGAGGAGCUGACGUACUACAAGAGUGAAGAAAUAGAAGAGGAAAAUCGAAUACCUCAACCUCCACCGGUUGUCCACCCGAGAAUGUCCCCCCAGCCGGAGUCUGGGAUCAAGCGACUGUUUAGCUUCUUCUCCCGAGACAAGAAGCGUCUGACCAACACGCAGAGGAACGUGCACAUCCAGGAGUCCUUUGGCCAGUGGGCCAACUCCCACCGUGAUGACGGUUACACGGAGCAAGGACAGGAAGCCCUGCAGCACCUGUGACCACAGCCCCCCUCUGCCCUCGGACCGGAACUGUCCCCUGCCAGCGCCUGCAGCGGAACCUGGCAGCCCCAGGUGUCACGACCUUGCACACCUCUGGGUUCAGAUGCACCCUCAGAACUGAUCCCUCAAACAGACUGUCUGCUUUGAGGAAGCACACCGAAAAACUGAUGCCAAACUCUAAAGACAUGUUUAUUUAUACCCAGGGCUAUCACCGUUUAUAAUAGAUGACUGAUCCCUUAGGAUAUAUAUUUAAUAAUACCAUGAGCAGAGGCCAGACUUUUGCAUUAACUUCAGUAACACAAGCUUCUUUAAGCCAAAUACAUCACAUGCCACUAUAAUUGCUGUUUGACUUGCUUUGUAUGAAAUUCUAUGUGUAGAGGUUUUAUUAACACAUUUGUCAUACUUAAGUGGGAGGCAGGGAAGUGGUAGAUUUUCAUUAGAUCAUUCAUGAAAUUGUCAUGGUGGUAGCAUAAUAUACAGGAUGCAUCCAUUAGAUAAGCGGGGCCUCCGAAGUCACCAGACGAGCUGGCCCCGCUUAGAUGCGAAGCAACAGAAAAUAUGGACGACAGUCCAGCCCAGAAACUGGAGAUGACUUGCAAGAGCCAGUGGUUCUAUUUUGCACCUUGUUACUGAUACUGCCUAGAGCAUGUAGCGAGUGCCUUGGAAUCAGCUGUGAGUUAUGCAGUACUAACCAAACAAAGUUGCUAAGGAUGAGACAUUGCAACCUUUCUCAUUU